AUGACAUCAGCCUCGGUUAUACUGGUUUUCUUACCGUGUUUGUGCAUCUCAGGACUACCUGUGCUGAGGCAUAACCUUGGGCUUCUAGCAGACUUGGCACUGAGGGCAUCUGUUACUCAAAUAAAUGAGCGUUCUCCCUCCUCCAACCUGUACAGGGCAACCAACCAGUCUGUUAAACAGGUGAUUCUAAUGGCUUUGUUUUCAAUCAAGCUGGUAGACUUCAAUACUUAUGACUUUGUUCUUAACUUUGGUCUAAGAGAGACAGCAUGUCUCAAACAUCAGCCGGGAUUCCCAGACAGGUGUCCUUUCAGCCUGAGACUGUUCAGAACUGUUCAGUGCUCCAGUUAUGUCCGUGUUUCUGGUGAGAUAAUUUCUCUGCUGGAUCUCAAUUGUGGACCGAAGGCAGUGAGCUCGAGCUCGGAGUCCAGCAGUGAGGAGAGGAUCCCACAGCAAGCACAAAAGGACAGGUGGAGGGUCUACACACUAGGAGUCAUCAUCUGCCAACAAAUUCUUAGCUGGGGCUGUGAUUAG
This is a messenger RNA of Colossoma macropomum (tambaqui), 531 nucleotides long. RefSeq names its product secreted phosphoprotein 24. NCBI's taxonomy places the organism in Eukaryota, Metazoa, Chordata, Actinopteri, Characiformes, Serrasalmidae. Gene Ontology annotation, biological process: bone remodeling. The record is from RefSeq and is a predicted model, not a curated record. Bases 1 to 531 code for a protein of 176 amino acids. The transcript is spliced from 4 exons. Gene Ontology annotation, cellular component: extracellular region.